This is a messenger RNA of Moneuplotes crassus, 932 nucleotides long. The record is from the annotation of a GenBank genome assembly. NCBI's taxonomy places the organism in Eukaryota, Ciliophora, Spirotrichea, Euplotida, Euplotidae.
AUUAAGAGAACAUAUUCUAGAAUGAACGGGCAAGAAAUGGAAUUUAGAGAAGAUCCUAAUGAAACACAACAGCAAGAGCAACAGCCAAUGGAACAGGAAAGAAAAUAUCACAAUGGAGGCGGUGGAGGAGGCCCUUCUGGAUUUUUCGCAUUUGGAGGAAGUAGUAAGAGCUCCUCUACUGUCUGCAAGCCUGAUCCAAAUAAUCCAGGGCACCAAAUUUGUAAGCAUAUUACGAAGACAACAAAAAUUGAUCCUACUACUGGUCAGAGGAUUACUACAACUGAUGAGAGUGAAGAUACUAAGCCAAUGAGAGGCUUUGGGGGCACUUUCUUUGGGGGAGGAAAUUCGAUUCCUUAUGAAAAUGAUAAUUAUGAUGAGACACCUGGAAUUUGGGGACGAGUAAAAGGAUGGCUAGGCUCAGAGGAAAAUGAACCUCCAGCUCAUGAACCCUCACAGCCUCAUCAUGUAGCGACUAACAAUUAUUCAAGAAAUGAUUUCCCAAUUAAUAGUCCGAGAGAUGAGUUUGGGAUUUUCAAUCCAUUCUCGAUGAUGAGAGAAUUUGAGAGAAUGAUAUCAGAAGAUUUAGGAUUUGAGGAUGGUAGAGGAGGAUAUCAUGGACAUCAUGAGCAUAGAGAUCCAUUCAUGGGGGAUCCUUUUAUGAGAAGUCCUUUCCAUCAUCCUCACUCAAAUUUUGAGCAAAGAGGACCUCAAAGCCAUUUUGCAAGAGAUGGAUUUGAUGAUUUCUUUGGCUUCCAUGCUCCGACUAAUUCUUCUCAAUACACUGACCAGCCUAGACCUAGUUAUUCUUCUAGCUCUCAACCCCCUCAGGCUCCUCAACAGGAACAAAGCCCACCUAGAUCUGCAGCAUCAAGAGCGAAUGCUAAAAUUUAUGAUGUAUAAUAUCAAUUUAGUCAAUAAUUCAAUACUAGCCA